Apis florea (little honeybee) is the source of this 1670-nucleotide messenger RNA. RefSeq names its product serine/threonine-protein kinase dyf-5. NCBI's taxonomy places the organism in Eukaryota, Metazoa, Arthropoda, Insecta, Hymenoptera, Apidae. The record is from RefSeq and is a predicted model, not a curated record. Gene Ontology annotation, biological process: protein phosphorylation. Gene Ontology annotation, molecular function: protein kinase activity; ATP binding.
AGAUUAAUAUGAUGCAUCCAGAAUGCUUUGAUACGAGCAAUUGGCCUAUAAGCUGAAGAGAUGCUUUUUUUCGAGCGUCGAUAAAAAUGAAUCGAUACAUAACGUUAAAUCAAUUAGGGGACGGAACGUUUGGUUCCGUUGUUCUUGGAGAACGUAUCGACACUGGGGAGAAGGUUGCCAUAAAAAGAAUGAAAAGAAAGUACUAUUCCUGGGAGGAGGCGAUGAACCUGCGUGAAGUUAAAUCUUUGAAGAAACUUAGUCACGCGAAUGUAGUCAAAUUAAAGGAGGUAAUUCGUGAAAAUGACGUAUUGUAUUUCGUCUUCGAAUACAUGAAGGAGAAUCUCUACCAAUUGAUGAAGGAUAGGGACAAACUUUUCCCUGAGCCGGUAAUCAGGAAUAUCGUGUAUCAAGUGCUUCAAGGAUUGGCGUUCAUGCAUAAACAUGGCUUCUUCCACCGUGACAUGAAGCCUGAAAAUUUAUUAUGCAUGGGUCCGGAACUCGUGAAGAUUGCCGAUUUCGGUCUGGCCAGGGAAAUACGAUCAAGACCGCCAUAUACGGAUUACGUAUCCACCAGAUGGUAUAGAGCGCCGGAAGUGCUACUCCAUUCGACGACCUAUAACAGCCCGAUCGAUAUUUGGGCGGUAGGUUGCAUAAUGGCCGAAUUGUACACGUUCAGGCCACUUUUCCCGGGGAAAAGCGAGAUCGACGAGAUUUUUAAAAUUUGCUCGGUGAUCGGUACACCGGAGAAGGAUGAUUGGCCGGAAGGUUAUCAACUGGCCGCCGCUAUGAAUUUCAAAUUUCCAAAUUUCUCUCGGACAUCGUUGAGCGUAUUGAUACCGAACGCUAGCCAAGAAGCGGUAAUACUUAUGGAAGACAUGUUACAAUGGAAUCCCAUUAAAAGACCGACGGCACAACAGUCCCUAAGGUAUCCCUAUUUCCAAUUGAACGUGCCACGUGUAAUUAACAGUACGAAGAUCGGGGUCGCGUCUCAACGCGAUUUUGUAAUGAACAAAGUGAAUGUUCCGCCUCCGGUUCUUAAAUCGUACAAUUACUCCCAGCAAGACGCUUUGAUGGGAUCCAGAGCGCAAGAGAAAAUGAUACAAUCCAAGGAGACACAAGAGAAAACGAUACUCCCACUGGUGAAUCAUAAUAGUCACAUGCGCCAAAGUAAUCCUCGAAAGUUGGACGAGGAUGAUUUUGCCGAGUUGUUGGGUAGCAAGAUCGAGAAUGUGAACUCAAAGCUAGUCCCAGAACGGGUGUACAAAGAGAACCGUGCCAAUUGGAAUGUGAAUUAUUUGCCAGAAAAUCCGAGGAAUUGGGUGUUGCCGGGUUGGAACGAGCCAGCCCCGAUUAAUUGGAACCAGUUACAACCGAAUAUGAAGAAUGGUCGAAAAGUUUCUGGGAAACAACAUUACUUCAGCUUGGCUCGAUACAUCGCAGGCCAGAGCGCGAGCUUAUCGUCCAGGUAUCGAACGUUUCGAGAUCUUCUAAAACGAAUCCUGAUCCCUUGCUCGCUGAUAAUGCUGGGAUGUAUGUUGCUCUGCUGUCUGAUCUGGAAAAACGAGUUGCUUCACAAACAUUUCACGUGUCUGGACCUGAUAGAAUAUUCUUUUGACGUGAUUAUAUAGUGCAUAUAUAUAUAUAUAUAUAUAUAUAUAUAUAUAUAUAUA